This is a messenger RNA of Lynx canadensis (Canada lynx), 2508 nucleotides long. It is a transcript of the gene SCG3, whose product is annotated as secretogranin III. Gene Ontology annotation, biological process: protein localization to secretory granule. NCBI's taxonomy places the organism in Eukaryota, Metazoa, Chordata, Mammalia, Carnivora, Felidae. Gene Ontology annotation, cellular component: secretory granule membrane. The record is from RefSeq and is a predicted model, not a curated record. The transcript has 12 exons. The coding region runs from base 899 to 2308 and encodes 469 amino acids.
ACGCUUGGGGAAACAAAUAAUUUUAUUAGUUCUGUUUUAGCAUCUAGGACAGUAAGAAAGUGUAACAACAACCUGACUAUUUGAAACAAUGUUCCUUGAAUUUCCCAAUUCAAAAGACUGCAUAGAGCUAAGAAAGAAAUAAAAGUACUGAGAGACGUUUUGUAUGUCAACUCAAAUCACAAAGGCAGGGCUUCUCUACGGAUGUAUGUAAGAAUUACAUCUACCUUUUGGGUACAGCAGGUGGAACAGAAAGAAGGAAUUCUGGGGCAGAUAUCCCAGAACUAUCCCAAAGCAAAAACCUUCAUAAAAGGUUAUCUCUCCUUGACAGGUGCAAGAGCAGGGAAGUCAUUUGGUCCUUGAGGUAACGUCUAGUUGGGAAGUUACAACAAUGACGUCCGAGCUUAUGGCAAUCCAGGUGACCCUGAGCGCAGGGGCACCCGUAAGACUGCGGCACAGAAAAUACGCUAGCCUGCCAGUCUCCCCUCCCCCCUUACAUUCUCGGGGGAUUGGAGUAGCGUUGGUGUCGCUGACGCCAUCCCUUCCCGCCUCUGGCUCUCAAGGAGCAUGCGCUUCCUUCCUCACUUCCUCUAAAGGAAGGAGAGUAAGGCUACGCCCUAGCGGACCCGCGGCCGGCUUCGCGUCACAGGAACUUCAGCACCCACACGGCGGACAGCGCUCUCCUCCACCUGAGGACCUGACUCCCGAGCGCCUGGAGCCUUUCUAAUCGCUUUACUCUGCAGCCGCGCGGAGCUCCACCGGCCGCUGGGUCCCUGCCACUCACCCUCCCCACACCCUCCCUCCUAGCUCUUCCUGUUUUUACUCCUUCUUUUCAUUCAUAACAAAAGCCACAGCUCAGGGAGCCCGGCGCCAGGCUGUAUCUGAAGCCAAGCGUAGAAGAAUGGGGUUUCUUUGGACCGGCACUUGGAUUCUGGUGUUGGUGCUCCAAAGCAGCCCAAUUCAAGCUUUCCCCAAGCCGGGAGGCAGCCAAGACAAACCUCUACAUAAUAGCGAAUUAAGUGCAGAAAGACCUUUGAAUGAACAGAUUGCUGAAGCAGAGGCAGACAAGAUUAAAAAAACAUACCCUCCAGAAAACAAGCCAGGUGAAAGCAAUUACUCCUUUGUUGAUAACUUGAACCUGCUAAAGGCAAUAACAGAAAAGGAAAAAAUUGAGAAAGAAAGACAAUCCAUAAGAAGCUCCCCAGAUGAUAAUAAAUUGAAUGUGGAAGAUGUCGAUUCAACCAAGAAUCGAAGACUGAUUGAUGAUUAUGAUUCUACUAAGAGUGGAUUGAAUCAUAAAUUUCAAGAUGAUCCAGAUGGCCUUCAUCAACUAGAUGGAACUCCUUUAACUGCUGAAGACAUUGUCCAGAAAAUUGCUACCAGGAUUUAUGAGGAAAAUGACAGAGGAGUAUUUGACAAGAUUGUUUCUAAACUGUUGAAUCUUGGCCUAAUCACAGAAAGCCAGGCACACACACUAGAAGAUGAAGUAGCAGAGGUUUUACAAAAACUGAUCUCAAAGGAAGCCAACACUUAUGCGGAGGAACCCAAUAAACCCAUAAGCGUGACUGAAAGUCAGACUGGAAAAAUACCAGAGAAAGUGACUCCAAUGGCAGCAAUUCAAGAUGGUUUUACUAAUGGACAAAAUGAUGAAACAGUAUCUAAUACCUUAACCUUGACAAAUGGCUUGGAAAGAAGAACUAAAAUCUACAAUGAAGACAACUUUGAGGAACUCCAAUAUUUCCCAAACUUCUAUGCACUACUGAAAAGUAUUGAUUCAGAAAAAGAGGCGAAAGAGAAAGAAACGCUGAUUACAAUCAUGAAAACCUUGAUUGACUUUGUGAAGAUGAUGGUAAAGUAUGGCACAAUAUCUCCAGAAGAAGGUGUUUCCUACCUUGAAAACUUGGAUGAAACUAUUGCUCUUCAGACCAAGAACAAGCUAGAAAAAAAUGUUACUGACAAUAAGAGCAAACUUUUUCCAGCACCAUCAGAAAAGAGUCAUGAAGAAACAGAUAGUACUAAGGAAGAAGCAGCUAAGAUGGAAAAGGAAUAUGGAGCCUUGAAAGAUUCCACAAAAGCUGAUAACCCAAGAGGAAAGACAGAUGAGCCAAAAGGGAAAACAGAAGCCUAUCUGGAAGCCAUCAGAAAAAAUAUUGAGUGGCUGAAGAAACACGACAAAAAAGGAAAUAAAGAAGAUUAUGACCUUUCAAAGAUGAGGGACUUCAUCAACCAACAAGCUGAUGCUUACGUGGAGAAGGGCAUCCUUGAUAAAGAAGAAGCCGAUGCCAUCAAGCGUAUUUACAGCAGCCUGUAAAAAUGGCAAAAGAUUCAGGAGUCUUUAAACUGUUUCAGAAAACAUAGCUUCAAACACUUCUAAGUCUGUGAUUAAAGUAAUUUGAGUCAAGGAUUUUUAGAAAGUGACGAAAGUGCAGUAGUUAACCUUUUAGAAGUGGUCAAACAUAGCUUUCUUGCCAUAAAAACAAUUUGAGAAGUAAAGUUGUAUGUAAGCUGAGA